Molecule: messenger RNA, 3061 nt
Organism: Salvelinus namaycush (lake trout)
Lineage: Eukaryota; Metazoa; Chordata; Actinopteri; Salmoniformes; Salmonidae
Product: palmitoyltransferase ZDHHC16B-like
Exons: 10
Coding region: 254-1336 (360 amino acids)
Biological process (GO): protein palmitoylation
Cellular component (GO): Golgi apparatus
Molecular function (GO): palmitoyltransferase activity
Source: RefSeq, a predicted model, not a curated record
CGGUUUUAUUUACAUCUUGAAAAGUACAAAAAAAAAUCAUUUCCCAUGAUCCAAUGCAUGCCCAAAGGGGUACGACGUCUCGAGGAUUUUUGACACAAGAAAAUAAGAUAGGCUGCUUCCGCGCGCGAUUUAUAAUGGUUUGCUCACUUUGCGAAAUCUCUUGAGUGUAGCUAACGUUUCACAGUUAUAAUGACUUGAAUGUCAAUGCAUUUAACCUAGCUGGUCCUAUCAUCUCUGAAGAUAAGACUGGGCCAUGCGCAGCUGGAGGUGGCAGUUCUCCAGGAUGAUGCGCCUUUGCCUGCGCUGGUGCCGACUGUGUCCUAAGCGAGGGGUGCGCCCCAGCAAACCCCGGAGGAAGCUAGGAGAGCUGUGGAGCUACUGGAAGCUGCUGCUCAACUCCCUCUACUUCAACAGCCUCACCAACUCUGACACCUACCUGGACUGUGUCUUUGAACCCAUCUACUGGAUUGUGGACAAUGUGACUCGCUGGUUUGGGGUGGUAUUUGUGUGCCUGGUGAUUGCCCUCACCAGCUCUGUGGUGGUCAUUGUCUACCUGUGCCUGUUGCCUGUUAUCCUCAACACCUACCCACUGCAGUGGAUCAUCUGGCACCUCACCUAUGGCCACUGGGUCCUCAUGAUGGUCCUCUUCCACUACUACAAGGCCACCACCACCUCCCCUGGACACCCACCACAGGUUAAAAGUGAUACACCGUCAGUGACCAUCUGUAAGAAAUGCAUCGUCCCCAAACCAGCCAGGACUCACCACUGCAGCAUCUGCAAUACGUGUAUUCUGAAGAUGGAUCACCACUGUCCUUGGCUCAACAACUGUGUGGGCCACUUCAACCACCGCUACUUUUUCUCCUUCUGCCUGUACAUGACCAUGGGCUGCAUGUACUGCAGCGUCAGCUGCAAAGACAUGUUCAUAGAGGCCUACAACGCUGUCGAGAGCUACUAUCAGACCCCACCAGCACUGUUUUCCUUCAGGGAAAAGUUGGUCCACAAUGGUGUCAUUUUCCUUUGGGUGCUGACAAGUUCGGUGGCAGUUGCUCUGGGAGGUCUGACACUGUGGCAUGCUAUCCUCAUCACUCGAGGAGAGACCAGUGUGGAGAGACACAUCAACAAGAAAGAAAUCAGACGUUUAAAGGAGAAAGGAAAGGUGUUCCGAAAUCCAUACCACUAUGGGAAAAUAAACCAUUGGAAAGUUUUGUUUGGCGUGGAGGAGACAAGUCACUGGUUGACCAGAGUCCUCCUGCCGUCUAGCCAUGUUCCCCAUGAAGAUGGACUGAUAUGGGAAUGCCCUCGGGCUCUCACCAGAAGAGACCCGAUGACCAUCUAACCUCACUACUCACUGCUGCUGGACAGUUCCUCAUCUCCACUUUAUGGGCCAUAAUCACUGCUAUGGCCCCUGGAUGGUGGGGUAGACAGAAGACUUCUUUUAGCCUCUGAGGAGUGGACUAUUUGGUGUUGAUUGUGGCCCAUGAGUCCAGGGACCUUAAUCAGACCUCCAGUCACUGUCAUGUGAAGUGAACUGAUGGUCCUGUCUUUAAUUGGCUCCUUGUCUUGUGAACUGACUGUGUUUUUGUACUGUUAGGUAUGUUGUCCAAAGUUGAUGUGAAGUGUGUGCUUUUUAAUUGUACUGAAGUCACAGAAGAAGCAGUUUGGACUUUUUCAGUGCCAAAGAACAGCUUUCCACCAAAGGCUAGGUUCGAGCUAGAUAACCACAUGCCGUGGCCAUUGUCCAACUAUGGGUGAGUACUCUGGAGACUCCAGUUAGAUUAUGGUGCUCAUGUUACUGAGCAGUGCCCCUGUCAAUAUUAGGAAUUGUCAUAAGAUUGCUAUGUUAAAUCUUUAACCUGGUUUCUAUUUGUUAAUUAUCAGGCACUAAUGCAAAGUACAGUUUAAUGUAUUUUCUACUAUUAUCCAAUCUCUCCCACAUUGAUUUCCCCACUAAAAAGCGGCGUGUACACUACACGAUUUUGGUCCUGAUAGCUGUCCCGGUCAAGUUUUUGAGAUCGGUAUUUUCAAACAUGGGUUUUACUUUAUCGGCAUAAAAUCAGCAAUGAUCUUGUAGUGUGAGAUGUGCAACAAGUUUUUAGAAUGGUGAUAAGCAAUAGCCAAUGAGAGCUCGCCAGUGAGAUGACGUUUCGCAUCACACAGAAUGUGUAGGUGCUCGAGCCGGAGCCAUGAAUACUAUUAGUACGCGUUUGUACUUCCCUUUAACCAAAGCGUCAAGUCGUUACAGCUCUGAAGUUCACAAGCAAUGUUAUUGAAAUCAAAAUGUUGUCUAGAUAUUUAAACUCUGUAUGGCAAGCGUGAAAGUCUUAAAUAAAGGAGAGCCGCACACUCUAGGAGCUCAGAUGCAAAACUAUUUAUGUCCAACGUUUCGACAGACAAGCCGUCUUCAUCAGGGUAUAAUGACAAACACUGCGAGAUGAUUCAUUUUAUAUAGUGUCAAAAGACACACAGGUGUCUUAUCAUGGACAGUUGUGGCCUGAUAUCAAUGGUUAAUUAUAUUAAAAUAGCAUACAAAUACAAUUUGGCUACAGCGUGAAAGUCUGACUGAAAACGUUUGAGGCUGUUGAGACCGCUCGUUGUAGCUACAUUAAAUCUAAUAGCGUGGUAUAUAGAAUCCUCACAAGUGAAUUAUCUUGUAGUGUUUGACCCCUGUCUGUGCCACAUCGUUUAGUGCGCACCACUACAUUGGCAAGACAACUACAGGAAAGAGGUUGUUUAACCUCUACGGAAUCACUCCCCCCCCCCCCCCAGGUCAUGGUUGCGCUAACGUGAUGAGCAUGACGUAAGUAGCAUGAACAUAGACAUAUCUGAUAUGAGCAGAAAGCUUAAAUUCUUGUUAAUCUAACUGCAAUGUCCAAUUUACAGUAGCUAUUAGUGAAAGAAUACCAUGCUAUUGUUGAGGAGAGUACACAGUUAGGUACUUAAAUGUAUCAAUUAAGCACAUGUUGAACAGUAAUGCAAUGGUUCAUUGGAUCAGUCUAAAACUUUGCAGAGACUGUUGCCAUCUAGUGGCAAAUCUAAAUUGCACCUAAACUGGAAUAAUACA